AUACCCUGAGUUAACGAAAACUCUGGGUUUUCGGUUUCACAAAGCGAGUUUAGAUUAAUUCUGAGUGAGUUACUAUGACGACACACUCCGUGAAGCUAACCUGCCCCCUAGCAGGUUUACUUCAACUAACCCUGACCUUCUCCGCCUCUUUGUCGGAAACCUGACUGUAGGAAGUGUCAGACAUGGCGUGCCCCUUCCUUGAAGAGCCAGUAGAUGUUGAAGCCCAAAUUCUCCGCAGAGCUCUCCGCCAGGAGAGAGUGAUUAGAGCGCGUUUGGACAUUUUAUCAUUUCCUGAUGAUUUUCUGUGUGAACGUUACUGUUUUUCAGCACAAUCUAUAAUUUAUUUGAAUAACAUCCUCAGGCCUUAUAUUGCUCAUGUGACACACCGCGGACAUUCUCUCAGUUCUGUACAUAUUAUUUGUAUUGCACUUCGUUUUUUUGCAAACGGGAGCUUGCUGUAUAAUACUGGUGAUGCUGAGCACGUUUCCAAGGCUACAGUCUGUUGGGCAGUCAGGAAUGUUACAGUUGCACUGAAACGUCUCCUGUACUCGUUUGUGGUGUUCCCCGGUCACAGACCCACAAGAUUUAUCAAAGAGGGAUUCCACAAAAUUGCAGGGUUCCCAGGCGUGAUUGGCUGUAUAGAUGGCACUCACAUUCCAAUCAUUGCUCCUUCAGUAAAUGAAGGAGACUAUGUGAACAGGAAGUCUUUCCACAGCAUUAAUGUACAGAUCAUAUGUGAUGCUGCCAACAUUAUCACAAAUGUGGAAGCCAAGUGGCCAGGCUCUGUUCAUGACUCACGAAUUUUCCGUGAA
This is a messenger RNA of Oreochromis niloticus (Nile tilapia), 812 nucleotides long. Its product is annotated as putative nuclease HARBI1. The transcript is spliced from 3 exons. The annotation marks the transcript as partial. Lineage: Eukaryota; Metazoa; Chordata; Actinopteri; Cichliformes; Cichlidae. The record is from RefSeq and is a predicted model, not a curated record.